AUGAAGUUUCGGAGAAAAAGGGCUAAGAAGCUGGAGAAUACACCACGAGGGAGCAUCUCCGCGUCGCGGAUCCAAAAUGCGUUGUGUCAGGUUUGCACACAGGAAGGUGACCAGGACUUGGUAGAGCCUUUAGCUGAACUGGAGAGAUUUGUUCAUUACCGGAGAAGGCAAAGAAGACUCACUUAUCCUGUUCUUCUUGUGGCUAGUGAAUCAGAAACUUCAAAAGAAAGGACGGAUCAAGACCCACCGAUAGUAAUGGCAGAGAUGAAAGUGAGGGAUGUGGCAAUCCCACAAACCACCAAUGUUACCUCCAGUAUUCUGAAACAUGCACCUGGUGGGGUGUUUGAAUUGAAGCAGAACAUGGUGCAAUUAUUGCACACUAACGGGCAGUUCACUGGUUUAUCUCAUGAGGACCCACGAGUGCAUAUCCAAAAUUUCCUCGAAAUUAGUGACACAUACACUCCAAUGGGAGUGAACACUAAUUAUGUGAGGCUCACAUUAUUCCCCUUUUCUCUGCUGGGGGAAGCAAAAAGAUGGCUGAACUCUGAGCUUGCAAAUUCCAUAACAACUUGGGAUGAUCUUGCCCGAAAGUUUUUGAUAAGGUUUUUUCCAUCCGGUAAAACAGCCAAGUUGAGAAGCGACAUAUUAAGCUUCCGACAGAAAGGAGGGGAAAACUUGUACCAGGAUUGGGACAGGUUUAAGUCCCUGCUGCUAAGCUGCCCACAUCACCACCAAGCUAAUGAAGUAUUGGUCCACACUUUCAUUGAAGGGUUGGAACCAAACACAAAAAUUUUACUUGAUUCUGCUACAGAUGGACAAGCUUUGGAGAAGACAUAUGCUGAGCUGUUUACAUUACUUAAUAGAAUUUCACAGGGUAACCCCGAGUGGAAUGGCGGAGGAGCUAAACCGGUCGUACAAAAGACUGCUAGAGUGUUGGAAAUGGAUGCAGUGAUAGUUUUGUCGGCACAUAUCGCAACAAUGCAGAAUAUGAUGACUACUCAUUUCAGCAACAUGUCACUAGGACAACAACAAGCCCAAGUUAAUGUGGUACAUCAACCACAAGCUUGGUGUGAAGUAUGUGGAGGUGGAGAUCACAGAGCCGAGAGCUAUGGAAAUACCUACAACCCGAGUUGGAGGAACCACCCAAACUUUUCAUGGGGUGGCUAUCAAAACCAACAUCAAGGACUCAACCAAUACAGACCACAGAGUAGUGGACAACAGUACCAUCAGCAAAGCCAUGAAAAUCAGCAAAAUCUUGAGGGUUUGCCGGGAAAUACCGACCCAAAACCGAAGCAGGUAAAUGUUGUGAGCACUCAGAGUAGUCGUCCAUUGGAGGAGUUGAUGCCAAAGGAAAAAGUAGAUGAAGAAAAAGGAACACAUGUAGAUGAAGCAAAAUCAAGUGAACAAAGGGUGAAUGAGGAACCAAAAGUAAAAGCACCUCCUCCCUUCCCACAGAAAUUCAGGAAACAAAAGGAGGAGGAAUGUUUUGGUAAGUUUAUUGAAUUUCUUAAACAGGUACAUGUUAACUUGUCUUUGAUAGAUGUGUUGCAGGGCAUUCCUAAGUAUGUCAAAUAUGUGAAAGAUGUGGUAGCCAAUAAGAGUAGGUUGGUUGAAUAUGCAACAGUGGCACUCACAGAGGAGUGCAGUUCUAGUAUCCAGAAUAGGCUCCCAAUUAAGUUGAAAGAUCCAGGAAGUUUCACUGUUUAG
Solanum verrucosum is the source of this 1707-nucleotide messenger RNA. RefSeq lists its product as uncharacterized. The coding region runs from base 1 to 1707 and encodes 568 amino acids. The transcript has 4 exons. The record is from RefSeq and is a predicted model, not a curated record. Lineage: Eukaryota; Viridiplantae; Streptophyta; Magnoliopsida; Solanales; Solanaceae.